AUGACGAUGUCGACCUCAACAGAGCUUCCCAUAGACAUUAUCAACUUCAUCAUGGUGAUCGCAGUUGGCGCGCUUGAUGCCCAAUCCGUGUCAUCGAUAGCCCUUCUCUCACACCACUUUCGCAUUGUAGCCAACAAGCAACGAUUCUCUGAUCUUACUUUCUACGGUAGACCCAUUCGGAAUAAGAUCCACGUAUUUGCAACUCUGAUCGAAGAAUCAGCUGGGUACGAGUCGAUGCGUGGCAUACACACAUUCAUCACAUCUAUCAACCUCGACAUUCCAAACACUUGCGAUGCAGACAAAUUGCAGCCCUAUACUACAAUUUUCAAGCAUUUAUUUAGGCAUGACGCAGUUCUGUGCACACCUAUCCGAGCCAUGUCACUAUCCAUGUACAAUGUUGCAAAACUGCUGUCUAUGGACCCCGCAUUGGAUAUUUCUCUCAGGUCGUUGCUCAGGGAGUCACACAUCAACUUUCUGGAACUGUUUCAAUCAUUCUGCGUACCGUGUGACCUUCUACAAGGGUCAAAACUUGAGCAUAUCUCCCUUCUUGGCGUCAGCAUAUUGUCCAAGUAUCCCGUCAUCGAAAAAUUGGAGCCAGUGUAUCUCAAGUCUCUGUCGGUAACUUGGUAUAGCCAUCCCCAGUUUGAGAUUAUCAAUCUCAUGGAAUUAUUUGGGGCCCAUGAAGCCGGCCAUUUUUCAAAUCUGACUUCGCUGACCAUAUCAACCUCAUCGGGAGACUUUGCAAACGACCUGCUGAAAUUAUCACCUCGUUUGGAGACACUGACACUGAAUUUUUCAGAGGGACUAAACGAAGGUCGUCAUAUACCACCAGGGACAUCAAGGGUCCAUCUGAUAGGAUACUCGCUUCCUUCCCACCUCGAAAAUCUUUCCAUAUAUAUGAGAUUCAGAGAUCACGUAGAAAGCACCCUGAAUGGUCCAGAUGACGGCCUUCUGGAUGCAGAUAUCCUGCUCAAGGAGGCAGUCUCCUGGGAUGAGCAUCUGCAUUCGCUACUGUGCGGAAAAGAAGAUCACCUGCACCUGGUUCCUCAAGUCACUGUUCGCUUAGUCCGUCAAUUCGAGGAGAAAACGUAUAAAUCUUCCAUCUGGGAAGAUUGCUGGCGGCGUCGCUUUACAGAUGCAUUUUCAAGGUGUCAAACAUCUGUUGUGAACUUCUUCCUGUACAUUGAUACAGUGUCGAUUGCAUAUGAUUCGGAUUAG
Molecule: messenger RNA, 1218 nt
Organism: Psilocybe cubensis
Lineage: Eukaryota; Fungi; Basidiomycota; Agaricomycetes; Agaricales; Agrocybaceae
Exons: 2
Coding region: 1-1218 (405 amino acids)
Source: RefSeq, a predicted model, not a curated record